Messenger RNA from Linum trigynum, 2472 nucleotides. The record is from the annotation of a GenBank genome assembly. Lineage: Eukaryota; Viridiplantae; Streptophyta; Magnoliopsida; Malpighiales; Linaceae.
CGUCGUAGAGAUGGUAUUACUCUGUGGACUCGUCUUCCUCCUGUAAACCCUGCUGAAACCCAUUUGCCCACAGACGGAGCGCAGCAAAAGAAUAAUGGUCAGGAGCAGGAGGAGAAGAUGAGCAAGAAGCAAUGGCUCCCUCGCCUGUCAUGUGCCCUUUCGCGCGCUUACUCUUCCUUUUCUGCUUCUUCAUCCUCACCACCGUCGACAUCGUUCCCUCUCAAGCAUGUGACGAAGUCCAACUUCGAAUCCGCGCUCGCCGAGCUCAGAGCCCAUGUACGCGCCGCCGAUUUCGUCGCCAUCGAUUUGGAGAUGACCGGCGUCAUCAGUGCCCCCUGGAGGGAGUCCUUCGAGUUCGACCGAUUCGAUGUUAGGUAUCUCAAGGUCAAGGAUUCCGUUGAGAAGUUCGCUGUCGUUCAGUUCGGCGUUUGCCCUUUCCGUUGGGACUCUCAACGACAAUCCUUCAUAGCUCACCCGCAUAAUUUCUUUGUUUUCCCACGCGAAGAGCUUCUCUCCGGUGGCCCUUCUCCUGAGUUCCUCUGCCAGACAUCAUCCUUGGAUUUCUUGGCCAAGUAUCAGUUCGAUUUCAAUACAUGUAUUCGUGAAGGGAUAUCUUAUUUGUCCAGAGGACAAGAAGAUGAAGCAUUGCGUCGCUUGACUCUCCAUUGUAAGAGGUUAUCAGACUUGUCGAAGGACUCUGAAGAUGGGGAAGGCACGCCAUUGGUUAAUUUUACUGAUGUUCUCUUCUCCAAACGAAUGAAGGACAAAUUGAGCGAGUGGCGUUCUGGGUUGUUGCAUUCCACUAGAAAUGCUACUUCCCAGUGCCAUGACAUGUCAAAAGGUUCAAAGCAACAAUUUCAGACUGUUUUCUUUAAGAUGCGCCCGGCUGUCACUCUGAAUGGUUUCACCUCUCAUCAACUUAAUUUGAUCCGGAUGGUCACCAAGAAAUAUUUCAAAGAUCUUGUUUUCAUUCGUGCCAGUGGUGAAAACUCUUGUUCGGAACAAUUCGUCGUGUAUACAGACACAGAGAGUGACAAGGCUUUAUUACUGACAGAGGUCAAGAACGAAUAUCAUAGAGAUGCAGAGAAGAAGAUCAAAGCUGCAAUUGGGGUUCGCCAUGUUAUAGAUCUUCUUUCUUCUGAGAAAAAGUUGAUUGUUGGUCAUAAUUGCUUCUUGGAUAUUGCACAUGUAUACAGUAAGUUCUUGGGUCCUCUCCCUUGCACAGCUGAAGAGUUCGUUUCAUCAUUGAACAAGCAUUUUCCUUACAUUGUCGACACCAAAAUUCUCUUGAAUUCGAGUGAUGUACUGCAAAGAAGGAUGAAGAAAGCAAGCACUUCUUUGUCCUCGGCCUAUCUUUUACUUUGUCGACAGAUUACUUUGGGCGUCGAUAAAGGAUCCGACUCGGGUUCUUCCCCAAGCGUGAAAAUUGAGGUGGAGAUGGAUGAUACUAGGUCUACAGACUGGAAUUCAGGAGCCAAACAUGAAGCAGGAUAUGAUGCUUUCAUGACUGGUUGCAUCUUUGCACAGGCAUGCCAUCAUCUCGGUGUUGACUUCAACCAGCAUUCACCAUCUCCAUUGAACUUGGCUCUCAACGAGAACCUCCAGAAGCACAUCAAUCGCCUCUACUUGAGCUGGUUCAAUUGGAACAUCAUCGAUUUAAUCACCGGAAAGCAGAUAGAUGCUGUUGGAUCUAAUAGCAGUCUGAACAAGCGAUUCUCCAAAAUUGUGUUUGAGAAUGUUGUUCUAAUCUGGAGGUUCCCUUCCAAGCUCAAGGCAAUGGAGAUAAAUGAGUGCCUAUGCAAAGUCUUUGGUCCAACCUCGGUUGCCUCGGUCUUUCGAGUGGAUGAAAGUGCAGUUCUGGUUCAUUUCAGCAAGCCAGAGUUUGUUUCAGAUUUUCUGCUUCUGAAAGAAACCUUGGAAGGGAGCAAUGAUGUGAUAUCAGCUGUGCAUCCUCUGUCGGGGAUUCUGGAAGGUGGGAAGACGGGCGCUGCUAAUUACGAGACAUAUAAAGAGAUAUGCAGGUCUCCGGUCUCCAUGGCUCUGCUUGCCGAUUCAGCAGAUGAUGUUGUUGGGCUGGGAUGGAGGAGGAAGAAGAUGGUUUCGGUGGGCAAGGGGGAGAGUGGGAAUGAAGGAAGAACAAGUGUUGGUGAAGAAGUAUACGAGUCGAGUGGUAGUUGUUUGUCACGUGAUGUUGUUGAGGUGGAAGAUAUGAGAGCUACUCAUAUGUGAAUGUGACCUCUCCUUCACAAUAGAAACCAUUUGGGGAAGGAUUCUGUAUGUAGAAGAACAAUUGGAAUGGAAUGUUGUGCAUAGCAACAUAAUGCUUGUGUAAGUAGAGGAUUUAGGAUGUAGCACUGGUUGAUUAAUAGCAUAAAUAUAAAAAAGAGGAAAUUUCGACAUUGGCCAUCCCGAAUGCUUUUUCGCGACAUAUUCUUCUUCAAGAACCAAAUGGAAUGAAUUCAAGAUUCAUUU